AUGCCUCUUGUCAGCCAGUGUGGUGCGAGGUGUAGUUCACCUGUUUUAAAACGAGGAAAGGUCUAUGUUGGAGGUGUGGUAAAGCAGAGGGGACAUUUAUACAUGUUUGGCGGAGCUGUGAAAAAAUCAAAAGCUUCUGGGACAUGGUGUAUGAUGAACUUUAGAAAAUGUUUUAAGUAUAACUUUAUGAAAAAUACAGAAGCUUUCCUAUUGGGGAUAACGGGCACAGGUAUAACAAGAGAGGAUCAGAAAAUAUCCCUCUAUGCCACAAGCAUGGCAAGGGCCUUAAUUGCCAGAAAUUGGGGAAAAAAUCGUGCCAACAAAAACGGAAUGGCAGGAUAA
Messenger RNA from Podarcis lilfordi (Lilford's wall lizard), 342 nucleotides. NCBI's taxonomy places the organism in Eukaryota, Metazoa, Chordata, Lepidosauria, Squamata, Lacertidae. The record is from the annotation of a GenBank genome assembly.